This is a messenger RNA of Naegleria fowleri, 4398 nucleotides long. RefSeq lists its product as uncharacterized. The transcript is spliced from 2 exons. The record is from RefSeq and is a predicted model, not a curated record. Bases 1 to 4398 code for a protein of 1465 amino acids. Gene Ontology annotation, molecular function: protein binding. Lineage: Eukaryota; Heterolobosea; Eutetramitea; Acrasida; Naegleriidae.
AUGAACGAAUUUUUUGGAACUCUUAUAAGAAUUUCCAGAAAUAAUCGGAUUUUGAGAUUUUUAAAAAAAAAUGUUUCAGGACUCUCAACCAACCUCCCAACCAAUCAUUCCGAAGAAGAAGAAGAAGACCAACAACCCUCAUAUUCUCUGAAGAGAAAGAGAGAAGCAGCAUUGAAUCAGGAUCAGAAAGAUUCGGAAAGUUUUAUUGAAGAAGAGCAGGAUCAAGAAUCAUCGGAAGAAGAGGUUCGAAAUGAGUUGAAAAAGUCAAAGACAUGGAAUGAUGAAGUGUUGGAUUUGAAAUAUUUAUUACUACAACAAUACGAAGAUAAUUUUCCAAAGAAUGGUGAUGAAGUAUUUAUCGAACAAAUUCACGAUGAGAAUAGUCAAGUUACCGUUGAGGACCAAACUGACGCAAUUCACAGCAAAUAUGAUCGAAUUUGGCAAGUUCGUAAAGUGAGACACAUGUUGUCAAAUGUUAUUCUUGGUAUUGAGAACUGGUCCAGCACCGAUUCAUUGAAAUGUUUCGACAUUCAUUCUGAGCAUUCAAGAGAUGAAGUGACAAGCAAUGAAGAGCAGGCCAAGAAAAAGGAGCGUGUCAUCAAAUUUUUCUCGGAAUUGUUCAAGAAGAGAGAAUCGAUAGAAUCAAUAUCACUAUUUCUAGCUGACAAAAUGGUUAAACGAUGUCAGAUACACGAUGAAGAGUUUAUCAAAAAAUUGAUUCAAUCGAAUUUGAGAUUUGAAAAUGAACAACUUUUGGAUAAUGUGGGUUGGGAUCUAUCUGGAAAGACUUACAAUACGGCAGAAAAUUGGAUCAAAUAUAUUCUGCCACAAAUUCUCAAAGACCAACGAGAGGAGAAUUUAUUAAGCAACAAUGAUGAAGAAGCUAAAAUUCCAAGCAUCGCAGAGAUUGCCCCAAACAGAUAUCCCAUAAUGCAAUACUCCUUCAUUGAUGCGUUUUACCUUUCUCCUUCAAUGCUGAAACAAGAUUAUGACAUUGAUGAUGAAAUUAGUCAAGAACAAGCGUUGACCUAUUCGGUUGCGUGCUUCGAAGACCUUUCUGAUUAUGAAGACAUUUUCAUAUGCUCGUAUCUAUUUAACAAGACAUUGGCUGAUGAAAAAGAUUUUGGAAACAAUUACGAACCUCCUUUUGUUGAAAUUUUCUUAUACGAUGCCUUACCUGAAAAUGCAGUAGAUCAUCCCUUUCUUCGAAUUCUUGAAAAAACCAUGAGAAUGCAUGUGAAGGGUGGUUCUCACGAGGAGCACCAAGAUAUCGAGGUGUCACACAUGCGGCUUGGCGUUUCCUUAAUGAUUCUGAAUUGUUUAAAUCAAGAGCUCAUUUAUUUACUUCACCGCUCUACCCAAGAGGAAUAUCAAAUGGAAUGUCGAGCUUUAGUAAGGUGUAUUCUAGAUCAGUUCAUAGACGAGCAUGGUUCCAACUACAUAAUUACUGGUGAUACCUCAGUUGAAGUGAUUGAGGACCAUUUAGCGGAAUAUGUCAACUUGGAAGAAAUCACAGAAGACUUGACAAGAACAUUCUCCAAUUAUGACUCUGAAGAAUCUGAGGAAAUUUCAGAUCGAGAUUCAGACGACUAUGAUUCUAUGGAAGAGAUGGAUGAUCAAAAUAUCAUUGAAAAUUGGCAAUCGAGAUACUGUGGACGCAUGGUCCAAGUAGACACGACCGCUAAAACACCCCAUCCUCUGUGGUAUUCUCAUCCCAUCUCUCCUUCUACUUUGAAAACGUACAGAUCGAGCAAAUUAUUCAAUGCUGACACUGUUCCAACCAGCAUUUCAAGUUGUGAAGACUGGUUGUAUCAUGGAGCGGUAGAAGAGAGCACCAGUGUUGCCGAUGAAGAAUGGGUGACUUUGUAUAGAAACUUUAAUCGCCAAGCUCAGGAUGAUGAUGAUGAGGAUGGAUUUAUUCUACCACUGGAUCAUGCCUUUGAGACCAGCAUCGAUAUGAAGCAUCAGAAUCCAGAAAGCGAUUCCCUUCAUAUCGAUUUAAUGAGACUAAUGCGCCAGGCUGGGGUUGUUUCUUGCAACGAAGGAAGUAUUCUAGAAGGAUUCUUUGUUCUUAAAAGCUAUAUCGGAAAAAUUAUUGAAUAUUUGCAAUUAACGAAGAAAAAUAACUUUGUGGACAAGGAUGACAUCAUUUGUGCAAUUAAGGAAUUAAGAUUGGCGAAACUAUUUUCACCAUCGAGGCUUUCUGAAUUGGUUGAACCAAAAUUUAAGGAGUUGCACCCACAAUUCAAGUCACAGCCCUCUAUUCCACCAAAUAAUUUUUCGGAUGCCAUCCAUGAAGAUGUAUCUACAUUUUUUGAAGAGGACGAUCCCGAAGAAACAGCUCGAGAGGAAGUCAGUGUUGAAUAUAACUUGUGUGACUAUGAUACAUUGGUGAACGAUGACACAAUGGCUGAUGACAUUACGCAUUUCCUUAAUGAAAACAAUCCAUCUUACAAUGAUAGCUUUAUUAUGAAUGGGCACGACAAGAUUGGUGUAUACACUCCAUUAAUUCGCAGCAGAUGCUCCUCAUUAUACAAUGAUUUCUUUCGCAUACCAGAAAUGCGCUCCAAAGGUUUAGAAAUUGCCAUGAUUCGUGAGCGUUUAAUAUUGAAGAAUUUUGAAAAUAUUUGUUUGGAUCAUGAUGUUGUGGAAUCGUGGAUUGAAAAUAUUUAUCUUGGAAUUUUGGAAAAUAUGUUUGACCAGACUCACGAAGUAGCCAAAUGUCAAACGCUUAAUGCUUUGUUCUCAACUUGGCCACUUGACGUUCAUGUGAUGUAUAAGAAUUAUCUCGAUGAUGCAGACACAAUUCAACAUCAAGACGGAUUUUCCCAUGAAUAUUUGUUGGACCGUUAUGAUAAGCAUGACAAAUGUUGCACUUUGAAUUUAUUGUGGCGAGAUGAUGAAUCCAAAGACUUCAUACUAUUCAUUCCAUUAUUGGAUGAGGAAUAUGGUAUCCAACAACAAAACGAACAAGAACAUCAAAAUAAUAACAUGGAUGAUCAUCGUGAAUUACUCCGCUCCAAACACAGAAUUGAAUGCAAAGUUCACAAAUUUAUUCUUUCUUCUCGUUCCCUCUAUUUCAAACAAUUAAUGGCAGGAACAUUUAGCGAAAAACAAGUCACAGAGUACAAUGUUAGUGAAUUUAUCAAAUCUAAGAAAACACUUCAAUUAUUUGUGUACUAUCUGUACCACAAUUAUCUUCAUAUGCCACCAUUACCUCACAGUUUUCCAGAUUUUCAACGUGCAAGUUAUCACGAAAUGCAAUACAAACUUGAGGAAAGUCAUCAAAUCAAUACUUACCGUGAAGUUUGCUAUGUAGAUGAUGAUGACGAUCUCGAUGAAUAUUUAGAGAACAAAGAUCAAAGCCAUACAAUGAAUGAAGAAGAUUUGGAGACUUUGGAGGAACAAAGUUGUGUCAUCACGAUCGAUCAUGCAGAAAAUAAUGACAUUUCAGAAAAACAAAAUGUAGAACUAAAUGGAGAAAGUUCAUCCAUCAUGGUUCUUGACAAAUAUGAUAGCGAGAAUGACAAGAACCAUGUUGCAUCUAAAGAAGAUGAAACUACAAAGCAACUCCAAUGUGAAAACAACACGGAGAAAGAUUUUUCCAAAUCACCCAGCUCAGAAUUAAUUGAAUCAAAUGACGCAAAUUAUGAUGAAACUCAAUCAGAGAAUCCUAAUGAACAAAGUACGAUUGAGCAAGUUCAUGAAUUGACACCACCAUUGGAUGUGCAAUCCUAUUUAGAAUUAUUUCAAGCAGCAGACUUUUUCAUGAUUCAAGGUUUGAAAGACCUUGCCGAGCACAACAUUGGCCAAUUGAUUUGCGAUGAGAAUGUGAUUGAACUUCUCAAUCUGGCGUUGGAGAAUAACAACUUUUCAAAACUGCUCACCACCAUUGAUGCAUAUUUACUUUCAUCAUCGAAUAUUGGGUCUCCAUUCCUCACAAAGAAUAUUGCCUCCCAAGAAAUCAUGGAAUAUUAUCAUGCACUCGCAGGGCCAAUCACUCGAGAAAAUGUCGUUGGGCGAUUGAAAUAUGUUUUUGGAGUGCUGAACAAGAUUGCAGCGAAUGAGGAUUCUCAUCAUCUGCAGAACGCAUCUGACAAAUGCGACUCAACCUUAUUACAUGACUUUUAUGUGCAAAGACUAGCCUCCUUUCACAAACAGAAAUUGGUGUGGUUUGUGGUGCGCAAUUUUGAUUUAUUUUCAAAUGACCAAGUUGCCUUACGAGAGCUAAGUGAAAUUCAGUGCACCUUAGUAACUUGUCAAGCAAAAACCAAUGUAUUGAAGGUCGUGGAAUGGCUAUGCGAUCGAUAUGGCUAUACGUUUGAGCUCACAGAACAUACACCACCAGUGAGCAUGACAUCUCAUCAAACAGAAGUAGUGGAACAAGUAACUGAGUAA